Drechmeria coniospora is the source of this 369-nucleotide messenger RNA. Its product is annotated as small nuclear ribonucleoprotein D1. Bases 1 to 369 code for a protein of 122 amino acids. The record is from RefSeq and is a predicted model, not a curated record. Gene Ontology annotation, biological process: RNA processing; spliceosomal snRNP assembly. Gene Ontology annotation, molecular function: RNA binding. The transcript has 3 exons. Lineage: Eukaryota; Fungi; Ascomycota; Sordariomycetes; Hypocreales; Ophiocordycipitaceae. Gene Ontology annotation, cellular component: U4 snRNP; pICln-Sm protein complex; U12-type spliceosomal complex.
AUGAAGCUCGUCCGGUUCUUGAUGAAGUGCGCCAAUGAGACGGUGACGAUCGAGCUCAAGAAUGGCACCAUCGUCCACGGCACGAUAGCGUCCGUCACCCCCCAAAUGAACACGGCUCUACGCACUGUCAAGAUGACGCCUAAAGGCGGCAGCCCGGUCUCCCUCGACACCAUGAACAUCCGCGGCUCCACUGUCCGAUACUUCAUCCUACCCGACUCGCUAGCGCUCGAUACCUUGCUCGUCGAUGACGCACCCAAGCCCAAGAACAAGGCCCGCAAAGAGGUCGCAGACAGGGGAGGUCGUGGAGGACGUGGCGGGCGAGGCAGAGGCGGUGGCCGGGGGCGUGGCCGUGGCCGCGGUCGAGGUUAG